Fonsecaea multimorphosa CBS 102226 is the source of this 1236-nucleotide messenger RNA. RefSeq lists its product as uncharacterized. The record is from RefSeq and is a predicted model, not a curated record. Bases 1 to 1236 code for a protein of 411 amino acids. The transcript has 3 exons. Lineage: Eukaryota; Fungi; Ascomycota; Eurotiomycetes; Chaetothyriales; Herpotrichiellaceae.
AUGGCAACGGCAAAGGAUGAUGUGGAAGUGCCGCUGGAGCCACCCAAGCCUCCGUUCUUCACCCGACUGAGAUGGCACAUAAGAGACGGUCUUGAAGAUGGACUGGAGUGGUACAACGAGUUGAACCUCCCACGGGUCAUGUACCAUCUGCUAUCCCUUGUCUACUUCUCCUUCAUCAUGUAUCUCGCAUAUUCCGUGCUGCCCAUGUCUGGAAACUGGACUCACACCCGACAACAAUUCGACAAAAUCCCUAAUGUUUCUCAGGACUUGAGCAGGCGAGUUUACUUCAACUCCUUUCGUGGAUCCUCCGAGUGCAACAUCCGCGCCAUCGAUCUGUACCAGCCUCCCUCGCAAGAUCAGCUGCUACAUGGACCUCCCACUGUGUACUGUCCUCGGCGCAAGGAGCUGCUGGAGGCCAUGUCAGGUGGAGGUCGAAUUGGGUUUGAUACGCCAUACUUCCCAAGAGACUGUCAUUACCGCUGGUACUCAGUGGAAGAGAUCUGCAUGAUCCUCGAACGCUUCGACGCUAUUGUGUUUGUGGGCGACUACAACCUCCAGGCCAUCUACAACGGACUCAACAUCCUCUUGCGACGAGACUUGACCCACGGGGCCCUGAGAACCUGGGAUAUGGACAAGGACAAACUUCGCCAAUGCAGCUGUGACAACCAGUUCACCUCGCAGAGCUGCUCCGGACACUUCAUCACAUCGAGCAACGACCUCCCCAGCCAUCCCUCCGGCCGAGCUGAUGGGCAACCUUACCUCUGCAGCAGCAGCCGAACAGCCCAUGCCUUCCUCGAGAUCAGCACCUCCCCAGCGCCGUCCUCCGUGAUUGAAAAGUUCAAACAGCUGGUCCCCCGCGUGCCACGGUCGAACUACCACCCGAUCGCCAUCGUCCACGGCCUCUCUCCCAACACCGCUACCUCAGAAACCGCCAUCGCGUCGCUGGAAGAGUUCUUGGCGCUCGCAGACUCGUCUCAUCGCAAGACUCCCAUGCUCUGGAUCGGCCCCACCGCCUCGGGCCACACAGAGAUCCGUGGCCGGAAAGGGAACCAAGAGAUAUGGGACUUUGAUCGCCGCCUCGCGGGCGUGGCCGGGGACAACGAUGUCGAAGUGUUGAGGAUGUGGAACAUGACAGUCCAGGCGAACAGUUGGGACGGAAUGAGGUUUGGAGAAAAGGUCGCUGUCACACAGGCCAUGAUGGUGCUGAACUGGUUGGCGAGGUUGCCUUCCAGCUGA